AUGUCUUUCACCUUCAACUGGCCUCGUUUCUCCGACCAGUUUCACUAUGAUGCCAUUCAAAUGCUCAACACCGCUCUCAACAAGGGAAACAAGCCCCCAAUCAUAGCCGACAGAAUAGAGGUCGUCGAGCUGGAGAUGGGUACCCAGCCGCCAGAACUCGAAAUUCGCGACAUUGGAGACCUCACUGUCGACCAGUUUAGAGGGAUCUUUCGGUUGACAUACGCGGGCGAUGCGCAUCUCGUUUUGAAGACAAAGGUCCAGGCCAACCCGCUCAACCACAAGCAACCUGACAUUCACCUCAUGGCUGGUUCUCGGGGCAUGCUCGCCGCCAAGCACCCACUCGUCGUCCCCAUGCUUCUCCGUCUAUCCCACUUCCGCCUCAGCUCUUAUGUUGUCCUCGUUGUCUCGAAGCAGAAGGGGAUUACCCUCGUGUUCAAGACAGACCCUCUCCAAAACGUUGAUAUUAAUAGCACCUUCGACUCCAUCGCUGUCAUCCAGAAUUUCAUUCAGAGGGAGAUAGAAGGUCAACUGCGGCAGAUGUUUAGGGAGGACUUACCGGGGAUCAUUCAUAGACUGAGCCAACAAUGGGUGAAGGCCAAGGUCGAGGCACCGUAUUUGUCGAAACGACCACCAAUUCCUCAGACACGACCAACGUUCGACACGCUCUCGACGCCCGACAUAUCGUUUCACAGGUCCAUCGCGUCAGAUAUUGGCCUCCACCCACACCUGUCACGUAAAGCUUCUUCAACCUCACUUGGCUCGCGUAAACCACGCUCGGCGUCCGGGUCGGUCACCAGCGCCAGUCGGCCACCCCAACCUCCUGCAGGUUCUUCACCUCAAUCACUGCUAAACGAGCCAUCUACGUCUUCACACCCUGAUCUAGAAAACUUCGACCCGACGUACGGCCUCCGGCCUGAGGGCCUACCCACGAAAAGCGUGUUCAAGGGCUUCAGCAGCCUAUUUACGCCGAACAAGGGCCUUGCAGACCUCGCUGAGGAGCCUGAACCGAGCGAACAGGACGAUGACGAAUACGAUGACGAUGAGGCUGCUUCGUUUGACUUCGUUGAUUGGGGGGAUGAGCCAGCAGGGACGUCGCCGCCUUCAAGCUUGAAUGAGCGCGACAGAGAGAGGGAAAGAGAGAUAGAGUAUGAGACGAUACCUGCCGUUGGCGGCGGCACAAUCACUCGACCAAGGGUAUUUCAUUCGCAGUCGGCCAUACAGACACACGCGUCGGCCAACCUCCCACCACCUCUCACGCGUCCAGCAUCUUCCUCAUCCCUUGCGGGUAUGGGAGGUGUCUUCAGGUCCGGGCUUGCGACACCCGCCUUGUCAAUGCUCUCUCGUCACCCCAGCACAGCAUCGAAUCCUUAUUUUCCCGAAUACCCAUCAGCGUAUCCGCGCACGUAUUCGUACGGUGGACAGGGACCGCACUCAAGUAGGAUGAGCAGCUUUAACUUUGGUAGUGCAGCGCCGAGCGUGUCUGGCAUGUCUAUGCAUGCACCACCCCGCAGCGCACCUCCAAUAGGUCAUGGCUACCGUCCGCCAUCACCCGAGAGUCUUGAGUCGCGCUCGCAGCCGUCCAGGUCGAGUAGCGGGCCAACAAGGACACUGUCGACGGUCCCCACGGAGCACACGCCGUAUGACGAGCCCCCUUUCGCAUCUUCCUCAUCUCACCACGCAGGUACGGCGUCAACAUACGCCCCAAGUACUGCACCCCAUCCGCAUGUCCGCCGACCGCUCUCCGAGCGACGCCUUUCCAUAACCUCUACGACCUCGACUUUUAACACCCAUGCCGAGUUCCUCUCCACUUCUCCCUCUCCCUCGCACAUGCAAUUGCCCCACUUGAACGGCCACCCACACGCGAAGAUCGUCCUCCGGCCGUCGCUAAAUGACUCUAUACACCAGCUCUCGACGCUCAGCCAUUCCAACCACACUCUGUCGCCAUACACGAGAGACUUGUCGCACUUUACGGUACGGAGCGUGCCGCCAAGGGGCCUGGGUGUGGUAGGCGGAGGGCCAUAUGGGUAUGGAGCCAGCGGCGAGCGGCAGCCUGUCAAGGCUAAGAGGAAACGGACGUACAGGCUGGGGGGUAAGAAACCAGUUGCUGGUGACCCCAAUGCUGCUGCAUCCCCAUCUGCUGGACCUUCAGGCCAGGGACCAACUGCAAGGAAAGACUUACCUCCACACCCGUCUUCACCAGCUCCUCCCUCUGAAUUUGAUGCGGAGGACAUGGAUCGAUACUUUCGUUCAUUUGACUAUGACGAGCCGUCCUCUCCGCGGUCUCCCGCAGCCCCGCGAGGCCCUCCUUCCACCAUGUCUGCUCCGCCUCUGCGGUCGGGGACGGCGCCGUCUUCGAGUUUGGGUAUUGGCAGUCGGACGCUACGACAACGGCCUCUACGGCACCUCACAUAA
Cyclocybe aegerita is the source of this 2412-nucleotide messenger RNA. The record is from the annotation of a GenBank genome assembly. Lineage: Eukaryota; Fungi; Basidiomycota; Agaricomycetes; Agaricales; Hemipholiotaceae.